Molecule: messenger RNA, 1071 nt
Organism: Aureobasidium melanogenum CBS 110374
Lineage: Eukaryota; Fungi; Ascomycota; Dothideomycetes; Dothideales; Saccotheciaceae
Product: Malate/L-lactate dehydrogenase
Exons: 2
Coding region: 1-1071 (356 amino acids)
Molecular function (GO): oxidoreductase activity
Source: RefSeq, a predicted model, not a curated record
AUGGCCGAGUCCCAAACCACCACCAAAGCUAUUGUCUCUCACGAGAACGCCAAUACCUAUGUCAAAGCUGUUCUCCAAGCCGUUGGCGUGUCUGAGCAAGAUGCAAUGACUAUAGCUCAUUGUCUCGUUGCUGCCGACCUUCGUGGCGUAGACACCCACGGCGUCAACCGCAUCCCGUCCUACCUCGCCCGUAUUCGCCAAGGAGUCCUCGAUCCCAAAGCUCAACCCACCAUUGUCAAUCACACUCCUGUAGUUGCUCAAGUUGAUGGCAAGAAUGCUUUCGGCUUUGUAGCUGCCAGACUGGGUAUGGAGAGAGCGAUUGAUAUGGCGAAGACUUUUGGAAUUGGUAUGGUCAGUGUGAAGCACAGCAACCAUUUCGGCAUGAGUGCUUGGCUUGUGCAGCAAGCUCUAGAUGCUGGGAUGAUGAGUUUAGUCUUCACCAACUCGUCGCCCGCCCUACCUGUUUGGGGCGGCAAGGAGAAGCUCAUGGGCGUGUCGCCGAUUGCUUGCGGUGCACCUGGUGCCGAGCAUGAUUUCAUUUUGGAUAUGGCACCCUCAGUCGCGGCAAGAGGUAAGAUCUACAAAGCCAAAAGGAGAGGCGAGAAGAUACCAGUCGAUUGGGCAUUGGACAAGGACGGAAACAGGACCGAUGAUCCCAGCGCCGCACUCGAGGGUGUCAUGCUGCCCAUGGGAGGGCCUAAGGGAUCGGCAUUGUCUAUCAUGAUGGACGUGUUCUCGGGUGUCUUAUCUGGAUCCGCGUUCGCUGGACAUGUCACCAAUCCAUAUGAUCCUUCCAAGCCAGCGGAUGUGGGUCAUUUCCUCAUCGCUCUGAAGCCCGACCUCUUCCUCAGCCCCGAUGAUUUCAAACAAAGGAUGGAGCAUCUUUACAACAGGGUCGUGAACUGCGAGAAGAUGGCAGGAGUAGAUAGAAUCUACUUUCCUGGAGAGAUUGAACAAUUAACGGAAGCAGAAAGGAAGAAGUAUGGUAUACCAUAUGUGGCAGCCGAAGUCGAAGCAUUGAAUGCUGAGGCAAGGCGAGUCGGUGCGCCAGACAUAGUUGUGUCACAGUAG